GCAGAGAGAGAAUGGGAGCAGGGCCACGGGGCCCACGAGGGCGUAGGUCUGGCCCCUGCCUUCCAUAUUCUCCGCGAAGCGGCGGGACAUCCUCCGAGAUGCACCGACCCGAGACCCUGCGUUGCACCACCAGGCCGGCGCCUCCUGCGUGCCCUUGAGGGCCAGCGAACCCUCCAGACCCGGCUGGUGACGCCGGCGCCCCAUAAAUUCCAGAGUUGCAGGAUGUCGAUAACAGACUUGCUCAGCGUUGAGGACAUCAAGAAGGCAGUGGGGGCCUUUGCCGCUGCGGAUUCCUUCGACCACAGAAAGUUCUUCCAAAUGGUCGGCCUAAAGAAAAAGAGCCCGGAUGAUGUGAAGAAGGUGUUCCACAUCCUGGAUAAAGACAAGAGUGGCUUCAUUGAGGAGGAUGAGCUGGGAUCCAUCCUUAAGGGCUUUUCAGCGGAUGCCAGAGACCUGUCUGCUAAAGAAACCAAGACGCUGCUGGCUGCUGGAGACAAGGAUGGAGACGGCAAGAUUGGGGUCGAUGAAUUCUCCACUCUGGUGGCUGAAAGCUAAGAGGCUCUGACUGCCCCAGGUCUCCCACCUCUCUACCCCAAACCCCCAAUCUCAGCCCCUCUUGCUGCCCUCCUGCGUUUCUGUUCAGUUUGUUUAUGUUAUUUUUUACUCCCCCGGUCCCCCUCCGGCCCUCAAAUGCCACCAUUCUUCUGGAAAAUGCUGGAGAAACAAUAAAGGCUGUACCAAUUGGAUUCUGCUGCUCAGGAGGAUCCAAGCCAGG
Molecule: messenger RNA, 775 nt
Organism: Rhinolophus ferrumequinum (greater horseshoe bat)
Lineage: Eukaryota; Metazoa; Chordata; Mammalia; Chiroptera; Rhinolophidae
Gene: PVALB
Product: parvalbumin
Exons: 5
Coding region: 223-555 (110 amino acids)
Cellular component (GO): cytoplasm; nucleus
Molecular function (GO): calcium ion binding
Source: RefSeq, a predicted model, not a curated record